GUGGACAACGCUAACCAUCCUCCAGAGUAUAAUUUCCACUCGAAUACGUAUCCAUCCGGUACAGGAAAAUGCCCCCAAUGAGUCGAUCUCAUCCACCGCCAGCUGGACCCGUCGAGUCAGGUCCAACGUCAGGCCUCCAUCUAGCCCUGGGGCUCUGGCCCCAAUGUGGUGGCCAAAUCGUACUCGGAAGUGAUAGUUCCUAUCCACAUCGACCCCAUACAAGGCGUCUCGUCAGGAUGAGAGGAGAACGUUGUUACCUUCCCGUACCGCCGCAAGCCCUCCGCCCGUAAUCGUAAUUAAUUCCCCGACGGGACCCGGGAUUGUGGCGAAGGUUUCGAGACAUGGGCAAGACUGAGCCACUCGGACUGUAAAUCCAGGAACAGACGUUCAAAAUAGAAUUCUGAUGCUGUAAGGGACGGGGACGGCGGACGGCGGACGGCGGUUGGUAAUCAAGGAACGGUCUGUAAGGUACACUCACACACAGAC
Molecule: messenger RNA, 486 nt
Organism: Aspergillus candidus
Lineage: Eukaryota; Fungi; Ascomycota; Eurotiomycetes; Eurotiales; Aspergillaceae
Exons: 1
Coding region: 69-290 (73 amino acids)
Source: RefSeq, a predicted model, not a curated record